This is a messenger RNA of Sporothrix schenckii 1099-18, 303 nucleotides long. RefSeq lists its product as uncharacterized. Lineage: Eukaryota; Fungi; Ascomycota; Sordariomycetes; Ophiostomatales; Ophiostomataceae. Bases 1 to 303 code for a protein of 100 amino acids. The record is from RefSeq and is a predicted model, not a curated record. The transcript has 2 exons.
AUGGCGAACAAAAUAGAGUCGAAGAUGCGUGUUGAGAGGGCCGAUGGCAAGGGCAUCGAAGACGCAGACGCAGACGCAAACGCAGGCAGGUGUGAAAAGGGGGUCGGUGGUGGUGGUUGGAUGGAGCAGGGACGCCAAAAGAGGGAAGGCCUGGCCAAAAAGAGGAAAGGGCUGGGAUACGAUUGGCGGCAGGAGCGUAAGGCGGGCGGCGCUGUAGUUCAAGAGGAAGGCACUAACUGGAACAUCGAACCAUGCACCACACCUCACUUUGGUGGCGCCCGCCCCGGGGCAGGUGUGCGAUGA